Molecule: messenger RNA, 1680 nt
Organism: Leptomonas pyrrhocoris
Lineage: Eukaryota; Euglenozoa; Kinetoplastea; Trypanosomatida; Trypanosomatidae
Product: putative 26S protease regulatory subunit putativeserine peptidase Clan SJ family S16
Exons: 1
Coding region: 490-1680 (396 amino acids)
Biological process (GO): positive regulation of RNA polymerase II transcription preinitiation complex assembly
Cellular component (GO): cytosolic proteasome complex; proteasome regulatory particle, base subcomplex
Molecular function (GO): proteasome-activating activity; ATP binding; ATP hydrolysis activity
Source: RefSeq, a predicted model, not a curated record
AGAAGAAAAAGAACGUGUGUUGUGCUCCGACUUCCAAGGGAGGCGCUAUUAAACUGUUGUUAGUAUUAUUGUCAGCAUUCCUGUUUUUUUCUAUUAUUAUUGUUAUUCAUCCCUUCUUGCCGUUGCCGUUGUUGAUUCCCGCGGAGAAGGCAGAAGCAGCAGGACAGGUAUUUCUUGUCAGCACACGACGACCUCCCUCCGCCCACGCACACACACACACACACACACCUCUUGCACGUCUAUACGAACAGCAUUUCAUCCACCAGCCUAUAUAUAUAUAUAUAUAUAUACCUCCUGUUUUUUUCUUUCUUUCUUUAAGAAGUACUAGACGUUGUACCGCACCGCUUUGUCUCUUCAAUUUGUUCCGCCUUCACGCCGUUGCCGCUGCUCCUCCGUUCGUGUUUUUGCUGAGGAACGAAAAAAAACUGAAGCGUCACGAGACCCGCCGGCCCGCCGAAGAAAAGAGGAAAAGACCUCUUCUUGUGAGUUAUGCAGUCGAACACCGUGCUGGACCCGGAGCGCGAGACGCUGCGGAACGAGGCCAUCAAGAAAACGGUGGAGCGCAACGUGACCCAGGCGCGCCUGAAGAAGGUGAACGACGACAUCCGCCAGCAGAAGCGAGAGCUCGACAAGGUGGAAGACAGCAUCAACGCCCUGCUCAGCAUCGGUCACUACGUCGGCGAGGUGCUGAAGCGUGUGGAUGAGGAGCGCUAUAUCGUCAAGAGUGUCAGCGGGGCACGCCACCUCGUCGGCUACCGCAAGAGCAUUGAUCCGAAGAAGCUGAAGUUUGGCGCGCGCGUGGCGCUGGAGAUCACAACCUUCACCAUCGUGAAGGUGCUGCCGCGCGAGGUCGAUCCGCAGGUGUACAGCAUGCAGUACAUGUCGAGCGACAAGGACAUCUCCUUCCAGGACAUCGGCGGCCUGCAGCACCAGAUGCGCGAGAUGCGUGAAGUGGUAGAGCUGCCCUUGACGAAUCCGGAGUUGUUUUCACGGGUGGGCAUUGCGGCACCGAAGGGGGUGCUGCUGUUCGGCCCGCCGGGCACCGGCAAGACGCUGCUCGCCAAGGCGAUCGCCGCGAAUGUCGAUGCAGCGUUUCUGAAGAUUGUUGCGUCGUCCAUUGUCGACAAGUACAUCGGCGAGUCCGCGCGCGUCAUUCGGGAGAUGUUCGCCUACGCGCGCGAGCACGAGCCGUGCAUCAUCUUUAUCGAUGAGGUGGACGCGAUCGGCAGCAAGCGUAUCGAGGGCUCCUCGUCCGAUCGCGAGAUUCAGCGGACGCUGAUGGAGCUGCUGAACCAGAUGGACGGCUUCGACAAGCUGGGCAAGGUGAAGGUGAUUAUGGCAACGAACCGGCCUGACACGCUCGACCCCGCGCUGAUGCGGCCCGGGCGGCUCGAUCGCAAGAUUGAGAUCAGCCUACCGAACGAGGCCGGUCGGCUUGAUAUCCUGCGCAUUCACUCCGCGAAGAUCACGAAGAAGGGAGACAUCGACUUUGACGGCGUCGUGAAGCUGUCGGAGGGGUUUAACGGGGCGGAUCUGCGUAACGUGUGCACCGAGGCCGGCAUGUUCGCCAUCCGCGCGGGGCGCGAUUACGUUGAGAACGAUGACUUCAACAAAGCGGUGCGGAAGGUGGCCGACAUGAAGCGGUUGGAGGGUACGGCGCAUCAGUACUCGGAGCAAUAA